AUGAAGGCCAAAAAAAUUGAUGAUGUCGUGUUUCCCAUAUAUUUCAAGGCAGCAAAGGCUUACCGUAUUUCAGAUUUUGAACAUCUAAUGACACAGAUCCGUGGUUUUGAAGGUGGCAAGGCAUAUAAAUAUCUAGAGGAUUCCGGAUUCGAUAAGUGGUCUCGUGCACAUUUUCCCGGAUAUAGGUACAGUAUACUCACUACCAACAUUGCAGAAAGUAUGAAUGCUGCACUACGUGAUGUGCGGGGUCUUCCAAUAACAACGUUGGUUGAGCAAUUGAGAUCCUUAAUUCAAAGGUGGUUUCAUGAGCGUCGUACAAAAGCGGCAUCCAUAACGUCCCAAUUGUGCAAGAAGGUUGAGAAAAAAAUGACAAAGCGGAAUGAAAGGGCUUUACGUAUGUUGGUUGAACCAAUAAGUCAUAUCGAGUUCUAUGUACGAGAUGGCUUCGGAGAUGGCAAGGUGAACUUUCCUGACAGAACAUGCACGUGCAGGAAGUUUCAAAUGCAACAAUUGCAGUGCGUUCAUGCAUUGGCUGCUUGCCGAUUUAGAAAUGUCACUGUACAUUCUUUGUGUUCACGGUAUUACACCAAUGAAGCUAUUAUGGUGGCUUAUGCAGAACCAAUAUACACAGUAUCUCUUGAAAAUCAACGCAUAGCAAGCCGAGAUAGAGUUUUAUUACCGCCAGAUACAAGAAGAUCGGGAGGGAGACCAAGAGAGCGAAGAAUACCAUCAGCUGGUGAAACAGUGGCAGUUAGACUUUGUGGACGAUGUAAGCAACGUGGACAUAAUCGUCAAACUUGCAAGGAGUCAAUAUCGUUGCAUCCAACAUGA
Messenger RNA from Tripterygium wilfordii, 831 nucleotides. RefSeq lists its product as uncharacterized. The record is from RefSeq and is a predicted model, not a curated record. The transcript has a single exon. Lineage: Eukaryota; Viridiplantae; Streptophyta; Magnoliopsida; Celastrales; Celastraceae. The coding region runs from base 1 to 831 and encodes 276 amino acids. Gene Ontology annotation, molecular function: zinc ion binding.